AAUGUCAAAAGUGACUAACCAAUCAAAGAAUUUGCCAUAAGUUUACUCGUGUGAAUUUUUUCUGUAGCUUUUGUAAUUUUAAAAAUAAACAAACAAUUAGUAACCACAAACCAUGGCGGACAAUGAUUUGGAUGCUUUACGCGCCGACCGUUUGGCACAAUUACAGCAGCAAUAUGGUGGUAGCGGCGGCAAUAAUGCGGAAAAACAACAAGCACAACAAGAGCAGAUGCGUCAGCAGGAAGAAAUGAAGCACUCGAUACUCUCGCAAGUGCUAGAUCAGCAGGCACGCGCACGACUGAAUACUUUAAAAAUCAGCAAACCUGAAAAAGCGCAAAUGUUCGAAAAUAUGGUAAUACGCAUGGCACAAAUGGGCCAAGUACGUGGUAAGCUGGAUGAUGCUCAAUUUGUUAGCAUACUCGAGAGCGUAAACGCUCAAAUGCCACAGACUAAAUCGACAGUUAAAUACGAUCGAAGACGUGCUGCCAUUGACUCAGAUGAUGAUGAUUAUGGUUGCUGAUUUUUCGACCACCACAAAUGACAAUGGUGUAAAAUCUACUCCAAGAAACAUUAUAGUGAAAACGUGUUUAUUUAAAAAUGAAUUUCAUGCUACAUUCGCUUAGUUGCAAAAACUGAUUUAUAUUAAGACUUGACAAAUUAAGUUAUUGCAUUUCUAAGUUGAAGUCGCUUUGAAUAUUUUUAAAUAUGUAUUUAUUAAUCAUUUUUCGCUUACAUUAACGUUUAACAUCCUAAUGCAAAAUAAAUUGGAUUAAUUUUGCUAGAGCUAUUUGAAAAAAAUAAAAGUGCAAAAUUUAACAUCUUGAUAAGAUUAAAAUUUUUUUAAAUUAAUUUGCCUACACGAAGUUUAUAAUAAUAAAACAAUGUAAAGGCACAUCCUUGGUAAGCCUUUAGGUCCAACCUUCUCCAAUUAUAGUGCGCAAUAUGCUGUUGUAUUAUAAAUUAAGGACUACGUUACGCCAGCGAACGAUAGCUUGCUUUUCAUGACACAAACAUAAUUUUAGGUUCAGCAAUGCCUACCGAACGGACGUUAUAGAAAACAAAUACUUUUGUUGUCAAAUGUAAAAAAGUUAAAUGUUGUCUAAAAUCUUAAACAUUAACCUGUUAAGUGACUAUGUCGUAUAUAUGCGUCAAUUUCAAAAGUUUUUUUUUUAGUUAAUGUCGUAUAUGUGCGUCAUGUCGAAAAAGGAAAAGUUAAGCAAAACACGAAAAUUUCCCUGUUAUUUUGACAUUAUAAAGUAAGCAUGAACACUGAAUUUCCUGAUAAUCGUUCAGCCAACGUGUACCCAAUAUUUGGCUGAAAAGCGGUU
Molecule: messenger RNA, 1325 nt
Organism: Anastrepha obliqua
Lineage: Eukaryota; Metazoa; Arthropoda; Insecta; Diptera; Tephritidae
Gene: PDCD-5
Product: programmed cell death protein 5
Exons: 3
Coding region: 113-517 (134 amino acids)
Cellular component (GO): cytosol; nucleus
Molecular function (GO): DNA binding
Source: RefSeq, a predicted model, not a curated record